UGUUUAAGUCCUGAACGUGUACACUUUACGGCGGUCCAGGCUGCGGUGGAGGAGGAUGUCCGACGUUGCCAGGGGAGCCGGCGCGACCCCUUCCACCUUCCACAAGCGGCUGCUGGUGACGGGCGGUGCCGGCUUUAUUGCAUCGCAUGUGAUUAUUUGCCUGUUGGAAAGAUAUCCAGAUUAUUUGAUCAUAAAUUUAGACAAGCUUGAUUACUGUGCAAGCCUAAAGAAUUUGAAAGCAGUUUCCAACAGAAAAAACUACAAAUUUAUACAGGGUGAUAUUUGUGACGAAUAUUUUAUGAAGCAAUUGUUUGGAACUGAAAACAUUCAAAUAGUUCUACAUUUUGCAGCACAGACUCACGUUGAUAAGUCAUUUUGGUGCUCCUCAGAAUUCAAAAACGUGAAUAUUUAUGGUACAGAAAUCCUAGUGAAAGCUGCUUAUCAGGCUAAUGUUGAAAAAUUCAUUCAUGUUAGUACUGAUGAAGUCUAUGGAGGAAGUGUUGAAGAGGAAUUCAAUGAAACAUCACCCAGAUGUCCCACAAAUCCUUAUGCAGCAACAAAAGCAGCAGCUGAAUGUAUAGUUUUGUCCUAUUGGGAACAUUUCAGGUUUCCUGUUAUUGUGACCAGAAGUAGUAAUGUUUAUGGACCACAUCAGUAUCCAGAAAAAGUUAUUCCAAAAUUCAUUGCUUUAUUACAACGUAACCAAAAGUGUUUUUUUUCGGGGAGAAGAGGAUGGUUCCUAUAUUACAAGGAUGACAAUCCUCUUUCUCCAUUUUUAUCCAUUAUGUCUGUUGGCUGUAUUCAUGGAACAGGAAUUCAAGCACGCCAUUUUCUCUAUGCCACAGAUGCUGCUGAGGCGUUCCUCACAAUCCUUGAAAAGGGUGAACCUGGUGAGGUGUACAAUAUGGGCACAAAUUUUGAGUUGUCAAUUUUUCAACUUGCCAAAGAGUUAGUUCACCUGAUUAAAGAAAUUGCUUCAGAAUCUGAACUUGAACUUUGGAUUGAUCAUGUCAGUGACAGACCUUCUAAUGACCUGCGAUAUCCAAUGAAUUCAAAAAAGCUGCAUAGACUUGGAUGGAAACCCAAAGUAUCUUGGGAAGAGGGAAUUAGAAAGACAAUUAAAUGGUACGAAACAAACUUCAACAACUGGUCAGAUGCAGAAUACGCAUUGGCUCCCUUUCCAUCAUCAGCGCUUCAAAAAGGAUGCCAGCAUUUAUAAUGUUUAUUUAGAUGUCAGCAAUUCUACCUCGUUAGCAGCUACAAAUGGAUCUUUUAAUUUGUCACGAAGAACACAAAAGUGGCUAAUGCCAAAGUACUGUAAUUUGUAAAGUUAGUUCACCUCUUUCAAAUAUAAGAGGAUUUAUUUCAUGUGUGGCAAUAUUUAAGUAUUCAAAUCGCUGUAUUAAGAACCUGGUGAUUUGUGGAUAGUAAAAUUGAAUUCAAACUAAUAUAAUCAUGUAAACUGGAUAAAUAAUGUAUUUCAGGAAAGAAAAUAGACCACUCCUUCAGCUCCCUAUACUUGGCCAGUCCCACAUUUCUUUUUUGAGUAUGAAUGUCAUUGGGACUAGGGUGCAGUAAAUACGAUAUAAGGGUUUUGGCCCGAAAUGUUGCCUAUUUCCUUCGCUCCAUAGAUGCUGCUGCACCCGCUGAGUUUCUCCAGCCUUUUUGUGUACAAUACGAUAUAAGGGUUGUCUACAAAUAUUUUCGUAAUUUGUUUUCUUAUCAUGUAGUCAUGGGGUUAUACAGCACAAAACAGGCAUUUUGGCCUAUUCGUGUUCUGGGCUAGUCUCAUAUGCCUGCAUUUAACCCAUUGUCCUCUAAAUCCUUCCUCUCCAUGUAUCUGUCCAAAUGUCUUUUGAAAGUCCGAAUUAUAUCUGCUUCUAAAGCUUCCUCUGGAGCUUAUUCCAGGUACGGACUGCCCUCCGAGGGGAAAAAGAUGCCCCUGAGUUUCCUCUUACAUCUCUCCCCUCUCACCCUAAACCUUUAGUUCUAGAAUCCUCCACCUGGCAAAAAAGAUUCACUUUAUCCAUGCCCCUCAUGAUCUUGUACACCUCAAUAAAAUCACCCUUCUUAUGCUCCAAAGAAAAAAAAUCCCAUUCUAUCUAACCUUUUCCUAUAAAGCCCAGGGUUGAGGGGAGCUGGUUGGGUCUUGGUUUUAGGAAGACAUACUGAGGUAUUCCUAAUGAAGAAUCGAGGUGUAAAUGGAUUAGACAUCCAUAGUAAAGAUAAGGUGGUGGGGGCAAAGGAUUUUACGUUCUUGAAGUGGUGGAGAGCAAAGAGUCAUAGUCAUAUAGGAAAUCAUACCACCCAUUGCGUCUGCCUAAGCUCAUUGCCCCUUCUCCCACUUAUUUUGCAAUAACCUGUUCUCUUCUCUCAGCCCCAUAAACUCCCUUCAUUUAUUUUACCAUCCACACACAUAGAGGCCGAUCAACCAGUCUUUGUAGGAGGAAACUGAAACACUCAAAUAAACAUAUGUGAAAUGCCAACCAAGUAAUGCUCCUGUUCAAUUUUUGAAGGCAUUUAGCAUUGAUUUUCUUUUUUCCGCCAAUAAUAAAUAUAGAAUUAUUUUAGUUGCAUCAUUUUUGGACAGGGAUAAUAUUAACUUGAAGAUUUACGCGUAACACCUUUAUUAAAUGGUUUAUUUCGAGGAAACACUUUUUCUCACCGAGAGUUGUGAGUCUGGGAUUCUCUGCCUCAGUGCAGGUGGGUUCUCUGGAUACUUUCAAGAGAGAGCUAGAUUGGGGUCUUAAAGAUAGCGGUUGGUAUAUCCCUUUUUGCGGAGUUUUUAAAAAAAAUAAUAGAGCGAUUGUUUUUCUUUCUUUCUUUUCUAGGGUCUAUUUCUUAACUUUCUUCUCUAACUCCUUUUCUAAUGGGCUUUCUUUUCCCAACACUUUCUUGCACCUUCACGACUCUUUCUCACUUUCCUUACUUCUUUUAUUUCUAUCUUUUUUAAAGUUCAAAAAAUGAAGGGGUACAACAAAUGUAAUGAGAUAUAUGUGGUGUGUAUUACUGCAACUUAUUGUACUUCUAAUAAAAAUAAAAUAAAAAAAUAAAAAAAAUAAAAAGAUAGCGGAGUCAGGGGAUAUGGGGAGAAGGCAGGAAUGGGAUACUGAUUGGGGAUGAUCAGCCAUGAUCACAUUGAAUGAUGGUGCUUGCUCAAAAGGCCGAUUGGCCUACUCCUGCACCUGUUGUCUAUUGUCUAUCUAACAUUUUAAACUGAUAAUUAUCAAAAUAAUUUCAGGAAAGUAAUUUUUUCAAGUAAUUUUUCACUCCUGAAUAUUAAGGUGUCUGGGCAAAAGAUUCUUAUCCUUUCUUUCUCAUGUCUGGCCUUCUAUUAUCCCAGCUGUGGGAAAUCACAAUUAGCAACAGGCCAAAUAUGUCACCAGGAGGUGAGUCAGUAAACAGAUCUUGUCAAAUAUAUGCACUAUGAAUCGUCUGUUCAUUUUAAAAUCUAUUGAUAUUCACUACAUAAAUUGCUGGGUAAUAAUGUGAUUCCAUUAUGAGUCAAUAAAAUAUAUGCUUGUAUUUAU
Messenger RNA from Leucoraja erinaceus (little skate), 3530 nucleotides. RefSeq names its product dTDP-D-glucose 4,6-dehydratase-like. Gene Ontology annotation, molecular function: dTDP-glucose 4,6-dehydratase activity. The record is from RefSeq and is a predicted model, not a curated record. The transcript is spliced from 13 exons. Bases 56 to 1219 code for a protein of 387 amino acids. Lineage: Eukaryota; Metazoa; Chordata; Chondrichthyes; Rajiformes; Rajidae. Gene Ontology annotation, biological process: nucleotide-sugar metabolic process.